Anisakis simplex (herring worm) is the source of this 2126-nucleotide messenger RNA. NCBI's taxonomy places the organism in Eukaryota, Metazoa, Nematoda, Chromadorea, Rhabditida, Anisakidae. The record is from the annotation of a GenBank genome assembly.
UUGUAACGAAAUCUUCAAAUCGUGCGCUACCGUUCGACCUGCAGCAACGUCUGAAAGAAGCUCGACUGAACGCAUUUGUUUUUGAGGCGUCAAACGAACGCCAUCUUUUGAGUCAAUUUUUGUGUCGUAUGCAAAAUUUGAAUCCUGAUGUCGUUUAUGAAUUGAAGGGUCACGAUAUGCCGACCCGUUUGUCGACACUUGUCAGUCGUUUGGAGAAACUGAAAAUAGCGCAGUGGUCUCGAAUCUGCCGAUUGAAACGCUCGAUUGCUCUGAAGCAAUUGGGACGAUCCAAAGCAGCACAAUGGGAAUUAACUGCUGGUCGACUUAUUGUGGACAGUAGGCGAAGAAUUGAAGUUUCGCUGUAUUUCAUUUCAAUGUGUAAGCAAAGGGCAAAAUUGUGAUCGUCAGCUAUGGAAUUGGUGAAAUCGAGAAGUUUCGAUUUGGCUGAGUUGGCAACAACUUUACUUGGAUUCAAUGGCACUGCAGCAGAGCUUUCCAUCGAAGGCGCUGAGUCGUUCUCUGGAAAGAUGUGUUUAGUAUUGAAGAAUCAUGUGUAUAAUCGAAAAUUGGGUAGCAGUCAAAUGAAAUUUAGGAAUUCACGUCAGCUGAUCGAAGCAAUAAAUCGUUCAUGGUUGAAUGUUUGGCUAACAGUCUCGAUUAUCGUUGAGCUGAAUGCUUUGCCGUUAUUUGUGCAGAUCACACAGACUGUUGGCGGUGUUUUGGUGGGUAUUUCGUUGUCUCGAACACUGAUGGGUGGACGUGCGGAACGAAAUGAAUUCCUUUUAUUGCACGCAUUUCACAAGGCUGGUUAUGUGGCACCGAAUAAGUUUCAAUAUGAAUACCAUCAUCAUAAUCAGAAGAACAAGAAGAAAGAUACUGAGAAUACAGAGAUGAAUGAAGACGAAACUGAAGAGAAAGGAGACGAGAAAACUAGUAAAAAGGCACAAUACACCGGAGGACUUGUACUAGAACCAAAGAAAGGUCUGUACGAUAAAUAUAUACUCCUACUUGAUUUCAACANUUUCAACAGUCUGUAUCCGAGUAUCAUUCAAGAGUACAAUAUUUGCUUUACGACAGUUGAUCAGUCGAAAAAGGAUGAUUCGGAGCUGCCGGCACUACCGGAUGAUUCUGAAGAGGGAAUUUUGCCGAGGGAGAUUCGUGUUCUAGUCGAGAGACGUCGUGCGGUCAAGAAUCUGAUGAAAUCUGAAAAACUGAGCGAUCAUCUAAGACAACAGUACAAUAUUCGACAAAUGGCGUUGAAAUUAACAGCGAAUAGUAUGUAUGGAUGUCUUGGCUUUACGUAUUCACGUUUCUAUGCGAAACCUUUGGCGGCAUUAAUUACUUCACGAGGCAGAGAUAUUCUAAUGCAUACCAAGGAUUUGGUCGAGAAAGAUGGCUAUUCGGUUAUUUACGGCGACACGGAUUCGAUUAUGAUUAAUACGGGAUUGGACAAUUUGGAAGAGGCGAAAAAAUUGGGCAAUAAGUUGAAAAGAAUGGUCAACAAAUGUCAUACAAAACUGGAACUAGACAUUGAUGGUCUCUAUCGGAAGUUGUUGUUACUGAAGAAGAAGAAAUAUGCCGGAUUGGCGGUGGAUUUGAAUAAUUGCGAUAAGAUGAAGAAGGAAAUGAAGGGGUUGGAUAUUGUGAGACGUGAUUGGUCGAUGCUUGCGAAAGACAUAGGAAAUGAAAUAGUAGAGAUGAUAUUAUCGAUGUCGUUGAAGCGUGAGGAGUUGGACACGUCCAUAUAUGACCGAUUGCGUUUCUUGCGGAAGGAAUUGGAUGACGAUGCGAUCGAUAUUGAGAAAUUUGAAAUAUUUAAACAGCUCACUCGUGAUCCAAAGGAAUACGCUGAUAUCAAGUCUCAGCCACAUGCGGCUGUUGCGCAGAGACUGAACGAGAGUGGCAAAUUUCAUUUUCAUAAAGGCGAUACCGUGAAUUAUAUCAUUUGUGAGGAUGGAACGCAAAAUUCGUCCACACAACGUGCUUAUCAUCGUAGUGAAAUUACAUCGAAUAAAAAUUUACAUAUUGAUAUUCAUUACUAUUUGGCACAUCAAAUCCAUCCGGUAGUGUGUCGUUUGUGUGAGCCAAUCGAAGAAAUCGAUGCAGUGGGCGUUGCGAACGCACUU